CUGUAAAGCCGCUUUGGGAAACACUGAUUUCCUGUCAUAUGCAAAUGAGGCGUCCACGUCAUCGCCCCGCCUCUCGAGAUUUUACUUUCACUUUCUUCUUACAGAAAAACAAAAGCUGCUGCUGAAACCUGCUAAGAGAAAACAACAGAAAAAUGGCUGGUGAGGUGAGGACGAUUCGGGUCAGUGGUCUCCCCAUGGACGGUUCUGAAACUCGGCUAGUGGACAAACUCCAGAUCCAUUUCCUGCGUAAGAAGAACGGUGGAGGUGAGAUCAGCUCGGUCACGGUCUCCAAGGCGGCACCCGGGACGGCCUUCAUCACGUUCGAGGAGCCUGAGGUUGCCUCGAGACUCGCUCAGAAAGGAAAGCAGGUCUUUAAAGUAAACGACAGAAACUAUGACAUCACCAUCAGCCUUCAUCAUGGAGAAGUGGAUGUAGAUAAAGUCCUGUUGCGUAUGACGGUGUUGGUGGACCACAGGAGGCUCCCGCAAGGAAAAAACACCCUCUUGUCUUUGCAUAGAGGUUUUCCAGACGUGCGUUUGGUUUUUGACGAUCAGAAACAUCUGUGCACAGUGAACGGACGUUACAGCGAUGUUCAGACUUUUAGCAGCCUGGUGCUGGACUCACUGGAAUCUCAGGACCAGAGCCCAGGUGAUACUCCACAACUGCCCCCUGAGGAACCCACCAACAUCCACUUCGGGGCAAAUGAAGACGUUGGGGUAUUAAAAAACACCACUGUGAGUGCAGAUUUGGAUCUUGACCUGGAGCAUAAAACAAAAAGGAAAUCGGGUUUACCUCUGCCAUGUAGUUACAGCGAUCAAGCGUCGUGUGCAGCUUUAACAGACGACACAUGGAACUCAUCAGCAACUAUCGGAACCUCGUUUGAAGACUUCUCCCUGAUUGUCGAUUCAGACAUUUUCCGUUAUCUCCACAAGUACUGCUCCAUGGAGUACCAAAGCAUCCUCAGGCGGCAUAGCGUAGAGGUCCUGGAUGUGAACUGUGAUGACAUCACGACUUUGUAUCUCAAACCAGAAACAGCUCGGUCUGAGCAUGACUUAGGUUCUGUUAAAAAAGCCCAUGAAGAUCUGGCCAAACUUUACCAGCACCAAGAGUCGCAGUUACGCAAGGAGCAGGUUUUUAAGCCUGACGUUCCAGAGAAGGAACUCGCACGUGCUCUGGAGUCGCUCAGAGUGAAGAUGCCCAGGCUGAUGAUUGAUGUAGAGGACAGGAAUGUGUACAUGGUGGGAAGUAAAAGCGAAGUAUCUGAAGCCAAGCAGUUUAUUGGUGAUCUGCAAGGGUUUGGGAUGGGGAAAGAUGUGUUUGCUUCAUCUCAAUCAAGGAUACAAGGAAGUGCAGCAGCAUCAGAUCCACCAGGUGGUUUUUCAGCAACGCAUCAGGAUUCUCAUGAGUUAUUCAUGCCAAAGAAGGACCUCCAGGACACAAACCAAAUAAAGACUUUCAGGGAAUCUUCUAGCAAAAGAACACACUAUUACGCUGAACUGAAAGAGACUGAUGUCAUCUCACAAAGUGGACAAUUCACCUCGAGUCAAAGAAGUGAGAAUUCAACAGUAGAUAUAUUCUCUCUCAGAAGAACUGAUGUUCCACAAGCAAGACAUGUCCCAAGUGAUCCAGAAUGGAUGGAGCUGGAAAAAAACAAAUACACAGAUUCUCACUUUCAGUUUUCCAAUCCUUCUGCUCCGUUAGACUUCACCUCAGGGGGAACUGACCUCCAGAGCCAAUCGGACGUCAGAGGAACAGGCUCAGAGACACUAAACAAGUCGAGUAAAGAACACAAGAACAAACAAACCGAGUCUGGAAAGGAACGAAAACUGGCGGCCAAUUUCGCCUUACAGGAUUCAACCUCUUACAAAUCGGAUCCUCCAAAAUUGCACGAAGGUUCUUUUGAAAAGGAGACGCUUUCCGACAAUGGACAUCCACACCCUCGUCCUCUCAUCAAGCCAUCGAUGACUAGUAGUCUGGACACGAACACCUUGCGUGGUAUCAUGAGUGCUAAAACCACCACUAGAAAGCUGGAACUCGGACAUGACAAGAAACCGAACCUGACUUCAGCUGGUUUGAGUGGAGACCAAGGUGUCAGAUCUCGUCCCACCAUUCCUACCAGCGCAGGAUCGACCCUGAGAAGGUCCAAUAGCUUCAGUGGCAGGAUCCAAAAGGGUGAGAACAAAACGCAAGUGGCUGAAGAUCUCUCCGCUGGACAAAAGGGAUUAAGCUGUAAUUCUCCAACGAGAGAAAUUGCUGCUAUGGAUUUGGUUUUGCCUUUUAAACUGUGGCUCUACCUGACAUCGGUUUAUAAUACUGAGAUCGAGAACAUGACAUCUGACCUACAAGUUAAAGAAAUAUUGGGUGAAGAUGGUCUCACAUUAUGUCUAAAAGGCGUGGACUCAGAAAAAGUGUAUGAAUGUCACCGUCGCCUGAAGAGUUUCAUUGCUACAGCUGAAAUGGACUUUGAGGCAAGAACUGUUCCACUUUCUGAUCUUCAAGUGUCCGAUAACAAGGAUAAGACCUUAAUAGAAUUGUGUAUAUUAAUGAAGCAGCGCUUUAAGAUGGUUAAACUUCUAGCAAUGUCCAGCGACGUGAUGAUCCUCGGCCCGAGAUCGCUGUGCGACGAGGUGGAAGCUGCUAUGAUCAAGACCUUCCGUAAAGAUGGAAACGCUGCAAACUCGAGGCCGUCUCCUGGUCCUGCUAGCUUACAUACAAGCAAAGCAUCGAACAGCGAUUUCGAAUCACUUGGCAACCAGUCGACAGCUUCGGCAAAACCAGAUGCCGACGUUGUUCAGACAUCUGACCCAAAAAAUGCUCAAUCGGCAACAAAGGUCCUUCACAAAGACAAUAAACGUGGAACCCAGACAUCGAUACAAGGCGAAUCGGAUCAAAAAGAUGGUGGGAUCACGAACAAGAAGAACAGAGGGACCUCAUGUGGCGAAUCGAUCCAAAAAAACAAAGCAGACGGCGAGAGAGUAGGAGACGAUACGAGCAGAUCUCAAAGCGACCAAAGCGUAACCGAGCAACCGAACCCAGAUGUUUCCCCGGACCGAAGAUCAGCAUCAGCGUCAAAUCACCACCUUUUCUGCUACGUGUGUGCGAAAGAGUGCGACACGGUAAAACAGGCGGCGUGCGGUUAUAACUUCUGCGCCGAAUGCGACAAAAAGGUUCAUAACAACUGUGGAAUUUGUGUUACGUCUGGUAUCAAAGGUACCAUGUCGAUUCAGGAGUCAACAAUAACUAUUCCUGGAUUUACCCGAGACACGACGCUGAAGAUCGUCUACGACAUACAUGAUGGAAUUCAAGGGGAGGAACAUCCCUGCCCUGGAGCUCCUUUUAAAGGGAACAGAUUCGAAGCCUUUUUACCGCUUAACAAAACCACAAAAAAGCUUCUGCCCCUCCUGAAGAAAGCUUUUCACCAAGGACUUACCUUCACCGUGAAAGAAGGAUCUUCAGAUGACGAUGGAAGCAAAGAAGGAAGAGUGGUUUGGGGCAGCAUUCCUCAUAAAACCAAGACAGAAGGAGGAACAUCUAAGAACGGUUAUCCUGACUCCACCUACAUCAGACGUUUGGAUGAUGCGCUGAAGGCAGCAGGAGUGACAGAAUAAAUGCUUUUCCUGAAUGAAUGCAGCUUCCUGUUGAACUGUGGUAUCUGUGAUCAUGAGCUCAGGUGAACACCAUGUUCUCCAGAUGUCGGUAUUGGUUCCCCUCCAGUUUCCUGAUUUCCUAAUUUUUUUAACAUUAGCAUCAAAAAUAUUAUACUUGAUUGACUAUUUGGUAUUUUAUUAUUCCUGUUUAUUAAAAAACACGAUUUAGUAGUGUGUCCAGAGUGCACCAAUGUGCAGCAAUGCCUUCUGGGUAAGUGUGGUUUGUAACAUAUUAAUAUGAUGUGAUAUAUCAGUAAUAUAUAAUUGAAUAAACGCUUCUGUCUCAGAAUUAAUCAGCGUUAAAGAAAGCUUUCUGGAUGAUAAAGCUGAUUUUAUGAAGAUAUACUAUACACCCUAAAGUAUUUGGACACUUUAGUAUAAAAGCUCUAUAGCAGAAGAUCCAAAUUCAACCCAUGAAAAAAGCAGAUUUCAGUAUAUAGUUAUUAUAAUUGUAGUAUAGUUGUGUAACUGCAGGGGGCGCACAAGCACUACUCUGGUUAUUACAGUGCUGUUAAUUUCAUCUGAUGAAAUCAUGUAAAUAAAUAUGAUGUUAAAUGAA
Silurus meridionalis is the source of this 4206-nucleotide messenger RNA. RefSeq lists its product as uncharacterized. NCBI's taxonomy places the organism in Eukaryota, Metazoa, Chordata, Actinopteri, Siluriformes, Siluridae. Gene Ontology annotation, biological process: protein ubiquitination; Notch signaling pathway. The transcript is spliced from 8 exons. Gene Ontology annotation, molecular function: RNA binding. The record is from RefSeq and is a predicted model, not a curated record. Bases 153 to 3608 code for a protein of 1151 amino acids.